Drechmeria coniospora is the source of this 1347-nucleotide messenger RNA. RefSeq lists its product as uncharacterized. Lineage: Eukaryota; Fungi; Ascomycota; Sordariomycetes; Hypocreales; Ophiocordycipitaceae. Gene Ontology annotation, cellular component: peroxisome. The coding region runs from base 1 to 1347 and encodes 448 amino acids. The record is from RefSeq and is a predicted model, not a curated record. The transcript has 2 exons. Gene Ontology annotation, molecular function: enoyl-CoA hydratase activity; delta(3)-delta(2)-enoyl-CoA isomerase activity. Gene Ontology annotation, biological process: fatty acid beta-oxidation.
AUGUGCAUUCCAUUCGAUGCAUGGUUCGGUCUGCGAGACGGCGGGCGGUGCGUUGGCUUGGCUGCUGCCCGUGUGACGCCGUCCGGAAUGCCUACCCUAUACCUACCGGAGGACGCCCCACCGCAGCCGGCGGCAUGUGAAAUUCGCCGGAGCUUCGAUGCAGGCGAGCCCGUCGACCACGACGGUACGCGCACAAGUGCCGGCACAGACGAGACGUUGCAUCGACCGGCAUCGCUUCGAUCCGUUGCUUCCGAUGCAUUUUUGCCCCUCUCCAUCCGCUGGAGCUUCUUCCACCGUCCUCCCACGGCUUUCCACCACCCAACAGCUGGCUUCACCUCCCGCCGCGGCCAACAAACGACCAUCUUCCAUCGCCCACCUCUCGACCUUUCGACCUUUUACCCUCACAUCUCCCUCCGCCGGGCGCCCUCUUCACCAGCCAUGGCCCAGCAGCCGCUCUUCACCAUCCCCAUCCCGCCCAUGGGUGCCCACGUCGGCGGCUCCAUCGUCUGCACCGAGCCGGCGCCCUCCGUCUACCUCCUCACCUGGUCCUCGCCGCCCGACAAUCGGUUGACGACGCCCUUCUGCCACGCCCUCCUCUCGGCCCUCGACGUCAUCGAGUUUGGCGGCUACAAGCCCGGCGUCGUCGUCACCACGAGCGCCAUCCAAAAGUUCUACUCCAACGGCCUCGACCUCGAGCAUGCCAUCAACACCGACGGCUUCUGGGCCCUCUUCUACCAGGUCUGGCGCCGCUUCCUCACGUACGUUGCCCCCCCCGUCAACGUCCGUUGCGUCGAAAAUCCGCGACCAAGGCUGACGCAAACUCGCGCCGCCAGCUUCCCCAUGCCCACGCUGGCUCUCCUCAACGGCCACACCUACGCCGGCGGCCUCAUGCUCGCCCUCUCCCACGACUACCGUCUCGCCCCCUCGCCCCGCGGCUUCAUGUGCCUCAACGAGAUGCUCUUCGGCGCGCCCCUCAAGCCCGCCAUGGCUGCCAUCUUCCGCCACAAGCUGACGCCGCUGGCCUACCGAAGCGUCGCCCUCGAGGCCCGCCGCUUCUCCGCCGCCGAGGCUGUCGAGAUGGGCCUCGCCGACGGCAUCGCCACCUCCCUCGACGACGCCCUCAAGUUCAUCGCCGACCGGGACCUCCUCUCGAAGCCCAAGGCCGGCGUCUACGGCGUCAUCAAGGCCGAGAUGCACAAGACGCUCAUCGCCGAGCUCAAGAGCCCCGGCCUCGACGCCGAGGAGGCUCGCUUCGACCAGGAUCAGAGGACGGAUGGGGAGAGGAAGGAGUUUGGCAAGGUCUGGUACGAGCAGUGGGCCAAGGACGCGGCCAAGUCCAAGCUGUGA